This is a messenger RNA of Cokeromyces recurvatus, 1210 nucleotides long. RefSeq lists its product as uncharacterized. Gene Ontology annotation, biological process: branched-chain amino acid biosynthetic process. Gene Ontology annotation, cellular component: acetolactate synthase complex; mitochondrial nucleoid. Lineage: Eukaryota; Fungi; Mucoromycota; Mucoromycetes; Mucorales; Mucoraceae. The record is from RefSeq and is a predicted model, not a curated record. Gene Ontology annotation, molecular function: acetolactate synthase regulator activity. Bases 317 to 1129 code for a protein of 270 amino acids. The transcript has 4 exons.
AUACAAUUGAAUUACUACAAAAGUUUAAAAAUCACCUCUCGUUCUUCCCCACAUUUUUACUCUCUUUUCUCUUUACUCCUCUUUUGUGUGUUUCCUUUUUGUUUCAAUAACCCAAAAAAAAAGAAUGUUUAAAACAAUUGCCACUCGCGCUGUAAACUCUUGAUAUAUAUACAUCUAUACUAUACACAUGUUAAUUCAUAUAUUCUUCUUCUUUGAAUAGCCAAAAGUGAACUCAUUUUUUAUCAUUCAUCAUCAUAAUACUCGAUCCCUUAUCAAUGCCAAUAGGGCACAAAGUACGAGUUCUGCAACCUCUGCUAUGUCAUUUAAAAAGCAUAUUCGUCAAAGACGUUAUGGUCCUGUGCCUGCCGUACCUCAGCCUACUGUAGAAGAUGCAGUAACUAAUAUUCUUUAUAAUACACCACCUCCUAGUAGGGAGCCUGAAACACGUCAUGUAUUAAAUUGUCUUGUUCAAAACGAGCCUGGUGUCUUGAGUCGUGUCUCUGGUAUCCUUGCUGCUCGAGGAUUUAAUAUUGAAUCUUUGGUGGUAGCUAAUACGGAAGUAGAUGAUCUUAGCCGUAUGACCAUAGUUUUUAAUGGUCGUAAUGUUCAAAUUGAACAAGCAAGAAGACAACUUGAAGAUUUAGUUCCUGUAUGGGCUGUAUUAGAUUAUACAAAGACACAACUGGUUGAACGUGAACUUUUGUUAAUCAAGGUAUCUAUAUUGGGUCCAGAGCAUUUACAUGAACAAUUACCAACUACUAAAUUGGAUGAUGAUGUUGAAUAUGAGGAUGAAAACUUACUUUAUCACGAAAAGCAGAAAAAAUAUCCAGCACCUUCCGAUACUCUCAGAGAAACAUUCUCACAUUUACGUGCUUUAACAGAACUUACUCGUUUGUUUGAUGGUAGAGUAGUAGAUGUUUCCUCUGAUUCAGUUAUUAUUGAAUUAUGUGCAAAGUCAAGUAGAUUGACUUCAUUUAUGAAAUUAUGUAAGCCUUUUGGUAUCUUGGAAGCAUCUCGAACAGGUAUUAUGGCUAUGCCUAGAUCACCUGUACAUGACCAUUAUGAACCACAAACAGAUCAUUCCUAUGAAUCUGAUACUGUUGAUGCUACUAUGCUUCCUCCAGGUUAAAUAAUAAACAUACUUAAUAUAUGUAUGUAUAUCUUUUCAUUCUACAGCUAAUAAAAUAAAAAUCUACUAUUUCAAUUCACA